Messenger RNA from Elgaria multicarinata webbii, 1172 nucleotides. It is a transcript of the gene BACC1, whose product is annotated as chromosome 11 C17orf49 homolog. The transcript has 6 exons. Gene Ontology annotation, cellular component: MLL1 complex; NURF complex. The coding region runs from base 101 to 625 and encodes 174 amino acids. Lineage: Eukaryota; Metazoa; Chordata; Lepidosauria; Squamata; Anguidae. The record is from RefSeq and is a predicted model, not a curated record.
GCCAUAGAGUGUCCCGGAGGCAGAGCCGCCCGGGCCCGGCCCUUCCCCUCCCCUCGCCCCGCCUCGCCAGCCCGGCUCUGCAGCGGCGGCGGGGUCCGCCAUGACGUCGGCGUCCACCAAGGUGGGCGAGAUUUUCUCCGCCGCCGGAGCCGCUUUCACCAAGCUGGGCGAACUGACCAUGCAGCUGCACCCCGUGGCCGACUCCUCACCCGCUGGGGCCAAAUGGACAGAUGCGGAGAUCUCCCUGUUACGGGCCUCCGUCCAGCGCUUUGGAGACGACCUCAACCGCAUCAGCGCACUCAUCAAAGACCGGACUGUGGCCCAGCUGAAAGGGGCAGCCAAGCGCAAAAUCUACGAGGACAGUGGGCUGCCCCUCCCCACCGAGUCCCCGAAGAAGGGCGCCCGCAAAGGGCAGCAGCAGCAGCAGCAGCAGCCAGGCCCCCCCUCUGCACCGGGCCCGGGGGGGCUCCCUGACCCCUCGGCUCCACCGAUGAAGAAACAGAAAGCGGCCUCUGACGUGACGCUCAGCGCUCUGAACGACUCGGACGCCCACAGCGACUUGGUGGACAUUGAGGGCCUGGGCGACGGGCCUCCAGCCAAGAAGCUCAAUUUCGACCAGGCCUGAAUUUGGACUCUGGAUUCCUCAUGACCCCCGGCACAGAGUUGCCCCUCCUCUCCCGCUGAUGGGCAGCUCCUUCCUAGCGCCCCCCCCUCCAGGGACGGACUGACGGGUGACGCCUCCGGGCCCUCGCUCUGCCUGAAAUGGCUGCUGCUCCGCGGUGAAGAGCCUGUGAAAUGGACGGUCCGCUUCCUGCCUCGUUCCUUCCACCCCCCUUCCCUCAGGUCUGGGCCAAGGAGGCCGCUUAUUUGGGGAAGGGGCGCUCCCACCCCAAGCCUCCCCUCACUCCCGCCUGUUCUCUGCCCCCUGCUCUGUUCCAGCCCCAGCUCAGCAGGGGGGUCAGUCUCAGCCUCCCCACCCCAGGAUGCACACGGUCAGAUUCGGUGUGUGUCCUUCUCCCCGCCCCCAGUCUGGCCGGGCUCCUUUGAAAAUGGUGGUGGUGGUGGUGGUGGGGCGCCUCCUCCCUCCUGGCUUGACCCCUGCUGAACGGCCCACGGCCCCUCGCCAGCUGGUCUCUUGUCGCGUGGCUGCAAUAAAGGCUCUCCCUCUCCCA